AUGCCAUCCGCACUCAUCCUCAUCGCAGAGGGAACCGAGGAAUCCGAGUUCACCAUCGUGUACGACCUUCUCGUACGUGCCUCUGUCUCUACCACUUCUGCCCUCGUCAAUUCUUCCUCCUCCAGCUGCAACUAUGUUACGUGUUCACGAGGGGUUCGCAUCGUCCCCGAUCUGACGCUCACGGACCUCACCGGGGGCAAAUCGUUCGACUACGACUGCAUCGUCAUCCCUGGUGGUGCCGGUGGAGCCAAAGCGAUUGCGGAAAAGGAAUCCGUCACCGAUCUCAUCGCCGCCAUGUACGGAAAAGGAAAGAUCGUCGCUGCCAUCUGCGCCGGUACGCUGGCUAUCAAAGCCGCUGGUGUCGGAAAAGAUGCUGCUGUCACAAGCCAUCCCAGCGUCAAGGCGGAGCUGGAUAAGGAGUACACGUACAAGGAGGAAAGAGUCGUUGUCAGCGAUAAGUUGGUCACCAGCAGAGCGCCCGGUACCGCGUUCGAGUUCGCGUUGACCUUGGUCGAGAUGCUGGUGGGCAAGGACAAGAGGAAGGAGGUGGAGGGCGGGUUGUUGCUGCCCACCGGAUCGAUGGGCGUCGAGGAGAGCUCCCCGGAUCAGGUCAACUAA
Messenger RNA from Pseudozyma hubeiensis SY62, 618 nucleotides. RefSeq lists its product as hypothetical. The coding region runs from base 1 to 618 and encodes 205 amino acids. Gene Ontology annotation, molecular function: protein deglycase activity. NCBI's taxonomy places the organism in Eukaryota, Fungi, Basidiomycota, Ustilaginomycetes, Ustilaginales, Ustilaginaceae. The record is from RefSeq and is a predicted model, not a curated record. Gene Ontology annotation, biological process: guanine deglycation, glyoxal removal; protein deglycation, glyoxal removal. The transcript has a single exon. Gene Ontology annotation, cellular component: nucleus; cytosol.